UCCUUUAUCCGCACUUGUUUUACUGUGCACAUCAUACGAGUGCUCUGCAAAAUUGCCAGCAAGGAAUCAAAGAAACCCUAAUUUUUAACUUCUUCGUGUAAAAUUUGCCCUAGUUAUUUGAAGAGGAUUGCAUUUUGAGAUCCAUAUAUCAUUUUCAGAGGCUAGAUUCGUGGUUUGUUUGGAUUGCGAGGUACACUUACGUGGAAAUGGCGAAAUUAGGUUUACUGGUUUAUUAGCUGUUCGGGAAGCAAUCUUUAUGCAAUUUCUCUCUCUUUUUUUUUUUUUUUUAAUUUUACUAUUGAGCUAUAUUUAAUUACCUAUAUUUAAUUAGUUACCGUCACAGAUACGAUUUUCAUGGAUUAUCUGGUUCUUUAGGGGAAGUUUUGACCGAAGUAGAGGUUUUUUCGCUAUGAUAUUGUAAAGAUGAGCUGUUCUCAAUUUGCGGAAAGUGAAUAAAUUAUGGUUAUUAAAUGUGGUGAAUUACAUUUUUGAAGGAACAUUUCUGAAUUUUCAGUACUUAUGCCAGAAAAGACUGACUUGUGUGAAUUAUCAUUAUGAGAAACAAUGAAUCCUGUUAAAGUGCAUAUGCUGUUAGAGAGAUGGAAUCCAUGGUUGUUUUAGUCAGAGAAAUGCCAAAGCCAUCGACGGAGAAAUGAAUGAUGAAAUUUUAAGCACUCGUAUGACUGGUUUUGUAACUACCAGACAAUGGCAUUGAUUGAUUUCAAUUUGUAUUUCAGCUAAACUGCUUUACAAAUCUUAUCCAGGCAACACGUAUUCUUCUGUUCUAUGUUUGCUUUUGAAGCUCAGCCGUCAAAAUUAUGGAUUUUAGGCAGGUUCAGGGAAAAUUGAUGGAGAAAUAGUGGUUUCUUCUCAAACUAUGAUAGAUUUAGGUUUUUGCUAAAGAAGAUGAAAUCAAUUAUUGUACAAUAAGAUCCACAAAGGUGUCGAAUUCUAAUCACACUCGACCUGUGAACAGUGUAAAUAAGGUUAGUACAUGUAAUUUAGUAAAUGAUGCAGUCUAAAUGAGUUCUCUUCUAAGAGAAGUGGCACUUGUUCAAUGAGAUUGAAUAUGACAUCUGAAUUUGUUCAGUUUGCACCUACUAAUGGUGCAAUUAGUGUUUUUGGAGGUUUUAUAAGAAGAGGAGGCUGCAAAAAGGAGUGCUCGACAUGUUAUCUAAACAAAAAUGUUGGUAGUUUGGAUAUUAAAAGCGAUUUUUCAUGGAAGAGAAGUGGUAAAGCUUUAUCGACAUCUGUUGAGGAGUUUAAUAACAAAAAGUGUGUACGAAGCAUUGUAAAAGCUGCAUCAGAUCAUGGAAGCUGGUAUGAGGAGGCUAAUUCAUCCAAAUACAGUUUUUUUGAGGGAAAUGAUAGGAUCAGGCGAAAAACCUUUGGUUCUUUAAAUGGGAUUGUCUACAAGAGGUUAAUGGAGAAAGAGGGUGAGAACUAUGAAACUGACUUUCCCGAUCAUAAUAUUUGGGCAUCUUCUGUGGUGGAUCCUAUGAAUGAUCGUGUAGAAAAUAGUCGCGCAAAUCCUUCCAUGGAGUCCAAGCGCAAGGAAAAAUUCUUAGGUGAGAAAUUGAAUGUUCAUGGGGAAACUGUAAGCAAACGAGACAAAGAUGACCCAUCCUCAAGUAUUGAUUUUCUUACUUCAAAGGAAGACAUGGAAAACAUUGAAAGAAAGAUCACCCAAAGACCAGAAAAUAUUGAGGGUAGUGAUUUUGAGGCCUCUAAUGCCAUAAGCAAGAGGCAGGUUCUAAAGAGAUCAGCUAUGCUUGCAAAACAGGUGAUCAGCAUACAGUGUGCACUUACCCUUGGCUAUGUAUCUCAACUUUGGGUUGACACUACAUCAUGGACAGUUGUCAUGGUUGAAGUUAGGCCAAGCUUGCUAUCUGGUGAUAUAGGGAGGUUUUUGUUAAAGGAUGUAUACCAGGUGGGGGAUGUCGUGCUUGUUGAGGAUGUGAGUGUAUUAGAGAAUGAGCCUAAAAUGAUUGGGCUGGACACUCUGGUGGGAUACAACGUUAUAACAGAUGAUGGGCGCAAUGUUGGGAAGGUGCGAGGCUACUCUUUCGACAUAAACACGGGAGCUGUAGAAUCCCUCGAACUGGACUCCUUUGGGAUAUCCAUCAUUCCAGCCAGUUUGGUGAGCACAUACAGUUUGUUUGUGAUAGAUGUGCUUGAAGUCACAAUGGAAACAGUGAUUGUGCAUGAUGGCGUGUUCUCUCGAGUGCAGAGACUAACAAAGGGAAUUUGGGAGACCCGAAACAUCGAUAUGGCAGGUGGCCGACGUAGAGAAAAUUAUGACUAUGAACCUGGGUCUCCAAGGAAAGGCACAAGAAAGAGAUCAGGUGGUCGGAGAAAUUCUCCAAAAAAUCGAGAAAUUGAACAGGAGUGGGAGCUCCCAAUGGAUUAUUGAUCCUUGGGUACCAUUUAUUCUCUUCUACAAAAUGAGUGGAAAUAUUUUCUUUAUGAGAAAUAAAUCUGUGUGAAAGUAAGCCAUGUUCGUUUCUUGGAGAACCUUUUUUUUCUUUUUACAGAAAUAGGUCUUCUUUUGA
Molecule: messenger RNA, 2552 nt
Organism: Amborella trichopoda
Lineage: Eukaryota; Viridiplantae; Streptophyta; Magnoliopsida; Amborellales; Amborellaceae
Source: RefSeq, a predicted model, not a curated record